This is a messenger RNA of Cotesia glomerata, 1481 nucleotides long. RefSeq lists its product as uncharacterized. Gene Ontology annotation, biological process: detection of chemical stimulus involved in sensory perception of smell; sensory perception of smell. Bases 106 to 1413 code for a protein of 435 amino acids. Gene Ontology annotation, molecular function: olfactory receptor activity; odorant binding. Gene Ontology annotation, cellular component: plasma membrane. The transcript has 6 exons. NCBI's taxonomy places the organism in Eukaryota, Metazoa, Arthropoda, Insecta, Hymenoptera, Braconidae. The record is from RefSeq and is a predicted model, not a curated record.
AAAGACAAAAAAAAUUCUAGUCGUCACUAUUGUUAUCUGUUCCUGAUUAUCGGAAUAUAAGUUAGAGGAAUUAAAAACAUUCUGAUUAUAAAUUUCCAACAAAAAAUGUCGAAAAUCUCGCCAAUCAGAACACAUCGAGUAACAUUAGAUAUUUCGUUAAAAUUAAUUCAAUGCCUUGGUAUUUUUGAUUUUGAUUCACCAAAAAUUGCUAUGAAAAUUCUCAAUGCCAUAAUUAGAGUAGUCAAUUGGAUUAUCGUAAUAGCAACUCUUGCAACAAUGGGUGCCGAUGUAUAUAUCAAUAUAAAAGAUUUAGAAGCAGUAACCAAUGACGUGGGUUACUUAUUCCCAAUGCUCGGAAUACUUAUUAAGACUUUUGCGGUGGUUCAAAAUCAACGGAGCAUUCGUCAGCUUAUUGAAGAUAUUCAUUUCAAUAUUGACAACUUACGUUAUUCUUCAGAUCUAGGUGUAUUAACAAAAAUAAGAACAACAUUAUUUUAUCAAAAUUUCGAUUACUUUGCCAUUGCUACAAUAUUAUCAGGCACUGUUAUUGCACUAACAGCUAUGUCCGCAGAAACAGAUACAAAGUUGGCGUUACGUGGAAUUUUUCCGUACAAUACAACUGUAAGUCCGACCUACGAAAUAGCCUUUUUCAUGCAAUUUUGGACAGUAUUCAUGAGUUGCCUGUGGAUACUCAUAAUCGAAACAUCAAUUAUUGAAUUAAUAAGAUGGAUAAAUGUUCAACUAGUAGUACUACAAGCUAAUUUUCAACAUUGUCAAAACUGGCAAAUGCCUCGUGCGACCUUCAAAAUGAGCAAAAAAAAUUACGAUAUAAUAAGGAAUUACAAAUAUUUCAAAGUUAGCGAUGAACAAACCCUAAUACAAUCAUAUAUACCGUUCAAUGAUGACGAAGCUAAUGUUGAAAAGGAUUCGUUUGCUCUCAGAUAUAAGACGUGCUUGAAACAUUAUCGCCGAAUAAUUGAUAAUGUCAAUAAAUACAAUGAACUUUUUAGUGUUCUUCAAUUUUUAACAGUAUUUAUAACUUGUUCAUUUGUCUGUCUCUGUUUAUUUCAAAUUGUUAUAAAUAAAAGUAAUAAAGCAGCGGUUUUUAAAAGUUCAAUAUUAUUAUCAGCAGAGUUGUCACAUUUAUUUUACUGGUGUUUUUUUGGUAACUCAUUAAUAGAAGAAACUGAAAUGUUGCACAUUAGUCAAUAUAACUCCGGUUGGGAAUCGCAAUUAAAUAAAAAUGAGCGUCAUCUUGUGAUAAAUUCUUUGAUAGAGAGCAGAUGUCCAUUGAAAAUAACAGCUGGGAAAUUUUUUGUUUUGUCUUUGGCGACCUAUUUAAAGGUUAUACAAAAUUCUUAUUCGUAUUUUGCAAUCCUCAAUACUGUGCAUAGUAACGAUGAUGAUAAUUAAUGAUAAAUAAUAUCACUCGAAUGACUUUGUAGUAAAAAAAUAACUGUAUUAUGAAUUUUGAGAUAAAU